AUUAAUAGAGGAUAUUUCUUAGUAUUUUGAAAGUUUCCGUAAAUUCUUUGGGGAAAAAAAGGUUUCCCUAAAGUAUGCCUCUACCUUUAUAUAUCUAUAUAUAUAUAUAUAAUAGUCAGCCUUGUUUUUCUUUGUUUCCAUCUCUCUCUUUGUUUUUGUGCGUUUAGGGUUUAGAAUUUCAAAGACUUCGUCAUCCAUGGGUGGAUCAGUGAGAGUUGUGCAAUUCAAAGAGCUUGAUAGCGUGGUCCGUCCCUUGAGGUGUGAGGCUUCGAAGCACAUGGACGAGGUUGAAGCUGAAGAACAGCCUAAGCCUUAUUCGGUUUCUGAUGUGCCGUACUUCUCUGCCUUCGUGAAGGAUGGAAAGGUCGUUGAUACAUCAGAAGGUGUAGAUCCACCUAGUUUUGCCACUAAAGUUGCUAGGGUUGUUGGGUCAGUUAAGGCUGGAGAACCUGCUGCUCCUGCCAACCUUGACACAGUCCAAGAGUUAGCAAUAUUAUGAUAUUGCAGCUUUUGUUAGAAAUCUUGGUAGAUCAUUUAUCUUUUACAACUUUCUACACUCUUUUGGUUGGAGAUUAUAAGUUGCACCUCCCCUUGUCGGAAAUCCUGUGAAGAGGCUGGAUUAUGCACCUAUGCUGGUCCCAAGGUUCUGCAUCUGAGGUGUGUUGCAAGAGGUUUCAAAACGAGGAAGAUGAUUUGGGUUUUUUGUUUUCAAUUUUUUGCAGUGCAAACGACGUCGUCUUUGUUAUCCUCUAGCUCAAAAGGCGUUUAAUGAAAUGGGGAGUAUUGAUUGAAGCAAUUCUGACUUUCGACAAAUUACCACUUUAACCAUCUUAUUAUCCUCCAGCUCAAAAAACCUUUUAAUUAUCCCAUAAUCAAUUAACCAUGUGAGCAGAUUAGGAUUCCCACCCACAACCUAAAUCUCUCGAAGAUUUCUUCAGUAAAAAUUUAAGUGAUGAUGGGUUAGUCUUGAAGAUAUAUUUUAUGGGGUAAUAUUUCUUGUGGCUUUUACAGGUUAUUAUUUCUCACUUUUAUUUCUCAUUAUUAUUGCUCACUUUUAUAUUUUGGGAUUGCUUAUUCUGCUUAGAUGAAUAAGUACGUAUAUUUAAUUACAUUAUACUGAUUAUUAUGCAUCAAAAUUAAUUAGUAAAUUUAUAAAUUUUUCUUGUCAAAACAAUUGAUGUCUCAAAAAGCAUACUCCUCACUGUUUAAAAUUUUAGC
Prunus persica (peach) is the source of this 1218-nucleotide messenger RNA. Its product is annotated as monothiol glutaredoxin-S17-like. The transcript is spliced from 3 exons. The record is from RefSeq and is a predicted model, not a curated record. Lineage: Eukaryota; Viridiplantae; Streptophyta; Magnoliopsida; Rosales; Rosaceae. The coding region runs from base 197 to 499 and encodes 100 amino acids.